CCGCAGUUUGGCUAACUAGACGGAAUCACCCAAGUGACAGAGCAGGCUGAGAUGGAAAUGUUCAGUCCUAUUUGUGAUGAUUCCCAACGACGAUGGCAACGACGUCGAAAAAACACAGUCACCAGUGCAAACCGUGACCACGACCACAACACGAUAACGAAAAUCCUUCUCAGUCAAUAUUCAUUCAUGUCAAUGUCAUCGGAGGAAAUACUUGAUCUCGCCCCAUUUCGCCAUUUUACCGUUCGUUGCCGUCGAGCCCACUAGGCAGCAGUAGCAGCAGCAGCCCGCAGUCGUCAAUCAGGCGGGUACUCGACCAGUCCGAGUCACAAUUUGGCGGGUGUUGAAAUGCAUCCAAGCAACGGCGGCAGUGUUUAGUGCGUCGAGUGCGCGGGAUUCCUGCUGAGCGAGUUUGAUUGAUUCGGAGUGAUCGCGUUUUGUUACCGAGCAACAGUAGGCGACGACGCCUGUGUGAUUGAAUAUUCGGAAAACCCGAAAACAAACCCCGAAGCACGUCAGGAUGAUGUCGAAUGACAAAGACGUCACCAAGGGUGAACAGGGGGAAACUGGCGCACCAGCGGACUUCGAAACGGCCAUCGGGGCCACCGGAUACGGACGGUUUAACGUGCUGCUGCUGCUGGUGGCGAUGCCGUGCUGCAUCGGGACCGUGUUCGAGACGACCACCAUGUCGUACGUGCUGCCGAGUGCCGAAUGUGAUCUGAAUCUGUCGCUGGUCGACAAGGGACUCAUGAAUGCCGUCUGUUAUGCUGGAAUGAUAUCAUCCGCAUUUUUCUGGGGCUUCCUGUCGGAUACAUACGGCCGAAAGCGACUGCUGGUGUACGGCUACUUCCUCGAUGCAGCCUUCAACGUGUUGUGCGCCAUCAGCCAGAACGUAGUGGCAAUUAUGAUUUUCAAAUUUAUGGGUGGCUUUAUCAUAUGCGGGCCAUUCGCGGUUCUGAUGGCCUACCUGUCGGAAUUUCACAGUCUGCAGCAUCGAUCCCGGGUGAUGAUACUGAUUGGAAUAUUCUACAGCAUCGGUAACAUGCUGCUGCCGUCCCUGGCUUGGGCAAUCAUUCCGCAGCAGUGGGACUUUCGAUUACUGGGUGACAGUUUCGUUAUCCACUCGUGGCAGAUCUUCCUGGCCGUGUGCUGCCUACCGAGUUUGCUGAGCGGAACCUGUGUCGUGUUUCUCCCGGAAAGCCCCAAAUUUCUGAUGUCCAAAGGACGUAAUCAGCAAGCGCUUACCGUGUUUCAGACGCUUUACUCACUCAACACCGGAAACAACCGGAACGAGUAUCCGAUUAAGGAAUUGGUUAACGAAACUCUGGUUGACACUGCGGAAGCGAAGACCCCGGUAGAAACGGGCAGCUCGAGCCAGAGUGGACUGAAAACGGGGAUGCAACAAAUCUUGGUUAUGUUCCGGAAGCCACAUCUUAGAAAUUCAGUGCUGGCCUACAGUGUUCAGUUUGGAAUUCUGUUCGGACUGAACACCUUCCGCUUGUGGGUGCCCCAACUGUUCACCAUCAUUGAGGAGUACGAGCAGGACCCGAAUCUGAGCUUCCCGUCCGAUGGAACGUUGUGCGACAUGUUGGCCUACAAAGUGAACAAAUCAAACAGCCUGCACGGUGGGGUCAGCCAACAAACCGCCGUCAGCCCACAGGACGUUCAUCUGAAUGACUUUGAUGCUCUCGACAUGGACGACGUCGUGCUGUGUGAGGCGACGACCGAGGGCAGCAUGUAUCUGAACUCAUUAAUCAUCGGCCUGGUUGGUGUUUGUGCUUAUCUGAUCACGACGGCGCUGAUAAAUUCUAUCGGCAAUCGGAAUAUUUUAGUGUACGGUCUGACAACAUCCGGAAUCUGCGGUCUGUUGCUGUACUGGGCCAAAAGCCGGCUGACCAUCCUGGCCCUUUCGGCGACGUACAUCACCAUCGCCAGUAUCGGUUCGACGGCUCUGGUUGGUUCCGUCGUGGCCAUGUUUCCCACGUCGAUGCGGACGAUGGUCGUUUCUCUUACGAUGAUGUUCGGGCGGACGGGGUCCAUCAUCGGUAACCUGUUGUUUCCGUAUCUGAUGUCGCUGGGGUGCUGGCCGCCUCUCCUUAUGAUAGGUGCCAUACAAAUAGUUGUGAGUCUCAUAGCAACCACCAUUCCAAGGACGCUGAAAAAGCCAUUGCAGUAGGCACUGAUUCCGCUAAAUAGCGAUGGACUGGAAGAAACGUCAAAACGUGACAAGUGCGGUAUGGUGUGUUGUGGUGCUUCAUUUGAUGUGAUCUACGGACAAACGAAGAUUUGUUGACACGCGAACUAGUAAUUAGGCAAUUAUUAAUCGAACUGAUUAGCGAAAGUAUACGAGCAAAUGAAAUGUAAAUAUAUUUGAAAGGAAA
Messenger RNA from Malaya genurostris, 2378 nucleotides. Its product is annotated as synaptic vesicle glycoprotein 2B-like. Gene Ontology annotation, molecular function: transmembrane transporter activity. The record is from RefSeq and is a predicted model, not a curated record. Lineage: Eukaryota; Metazoa; Arthropoda; Insecta; Diptera; Culicidae. The transcript is spliced from 11 exons. Gene Ontology annotation, biological process: transmembrane transport. The coding region runs from base 518 to 2173 and encodes 551 amino acids. Gene Ontology annotation, cellular component: membrane.